This is a messenger RNA of Zingiber officinale, 849 nucleotides long. Its product is annotated as phosphoenolpyruvate carboxykinase (ATP)-like. Bases 1 to 849 code for a protein of 282 amino acids. Gene Ontology annotation, molecular function: ATP binding; phosphoenolpyruvate carboxykinase (ATP) activity. The record is from RefSeq and is a predicted model, not a curated record. Gene Ontology annotation, biological process: gluconeogenesis. Gene Ontology annotation, cellular component: cytosol. The transcript is spliced from 3 exons. NCBI's taxonomy places the organism in Eukaryota, Viridiplantae, Streptophyta, Magnoliopsida, Zingiberales, Zingiberaceae.
AUGUGCAUCCAUACUACGCCUGAAGAACUGGAGGAUUUUAGUACUCCGGACUUCACAAUUUAUAAUGUUGGCCAGUUUCCAUGUAAUCGAUACACACACUACAUGACUACCUCCACCAGCAUUGAUCUUAAUCUUGAUAGGAAAGAAAUGGUCAUCCUUGGCACACAAUAUGCCGGGGAGAUGAAGAAGGGUUUGUUCGGUGUGAUGCACUAUCUAAUGCCUAAAAGAAACAUUCUCUACCUGCACUCUAGCAAUAAUAUGGGCAAAGAUGGUGAUGUUGCCCUCUUCUUUGGACUAUCAGGCACAGGGAAAACUACUCUGUCUACAGACCACAACAGGCUUCUUAUUGGCGAUGAUGAGCAUUGCUGGAGUGAAAAUGGUAUUUCAAACAUUGAAGGAGGUUGCUAUGCAAAAUGUAUCGGUCUAACAAAGGAGAAGGAACCUGACAUUUGGAAUGCCAUCAAAUUUGGAACCGGCAAGUGCCCUAUCAAACUCGACAUGCACUUUGAAAUGGAACCAUUCAUAUUUUUUUGUCCUAAUGUUUGCAAAUUUCUUGCAGUGUUGGAAAACAUCGUUUUCGAUGAACACACUAGGGAAGUAGACUACUCUGAUAACUCUAUUACAGAGAACACUCGAGCUUCAUAUCCAAUUGAGUAUAUUCCUAAUGCGAAGAUACCGUGUGUUGGUCUGCACCCUAAGAAUGUCAUCCUCUUGGCAUGUGAUGCUUUUGGCGUGCUUCCACCAGUUAGCAAACUUACUUUACCACAAACAAUGUAUCACUUCAUCAGCGGUUACACUGCUCUGGUGCAUAGUCCAUUGCAUCAAGCACAUCGUUAUGCCUGCCCAUAG